Messenger RNA from Seminavis robusta, 9111 nucleotides. Lineage: Eukaryota; Bacillariophyta; Bacillariophyceae; Naviculales; Naviculaceae. The record is from the annotation of a GenBank genome assembly.
AUGAUGAUCCGCAAAAACUUCCAGAAAAAAAUCCUUUGGACGGCAUUCGCCAUCAUUGCCGCAUGGACUCGAGUCUGUUCCGCUACAGAUGCCUCAGAUACUACUACAGGCUCAGCAGCCACCAAUCCCAACUUGAAGCACACCGAAGCCUUUCACGAUGUUCUGAAACGAGUAGAGGAUUCUGUGGAAGACCGUACCAUUUGGUUUUACCGUUUCUUGGGCCGUCGAGUCCACAAAUUCAAAGCGGCUGGACUGGAUCCCAAGGAUCACUACUGUGAUUACGAUGAUCCCUCCAAACUCAAGUACUGUCCUCCCAUGAAAAAUUCCGACCGCCAUGGUGGUGGUGGUAGUGAGAAAGAUACUUCAGUCACGAGUCUCAGUCACGAUCCGACCCAGGCAACGAGCACCAUUACCAAUGCACCGACUUUAUCCCACGAACUGAUUGUAAAAUGUCUGGAUACCCCCGAUGAUCCAGAUUGUUUGCGUUUGUUGCAAGGAUUUGGAACGGUGGAAUCUCGUGAGAACGCGGCUCCCGUGGUGGUAGAUACGGCUGGUACGGCCCCGGUAGUGGAUGCCCCAGGCGCGGCCCCUGUGGUGGAUGCCCCGGGUGCAGCUCCGGGUGCGUCUCCAGUAGCAGGUGUGCCCACGGUACAGCACAAGGCCACUGGGAAAGCUUCCCGAGGUGGCACGAUUGAUUCCGAGCACGCCGCUACGGGAGAAGCAUCCAAAGGUCAAGGUAUUCCACCGUCGGUGAUCCAGCGCACCGGCACGGGACGGGUCGGACGAGGAGAUCAACCUUCAGCGACAGAGUACGAUAGUACAGGACGAGUUUCCCGUGAUAAUUUUAUCGAUCUGCAGCAGCAAGAAGGCGGCGAGACUCCUACUCUUGCUAGUUUGAAGGCCAGAGGUGUGGGUCGAGUCAACAGAGAUCAGCCGAGUCCGAUGGAGUACGAUAGCACAGGACGAGUUUCAAAAGACCUUUUUACGGGUGGUGAGGAAACGCCGGUCGGUCAGCCCUCUGUUGGUUAUGAGGGUAAAGGUACCGGACGAGUUGAAAGAGGUAGUUUCACCGGUGGUACUGAACCAUCAGUCGAUCAACCGUCUGUUGUUUACGAAGGCAAAGGUACCGGACGAGUUGAGAGAGGUCAGCAACCAUCGGUGACCUACAAAGGAGAUGCCAAUGGACGAGUUGACAGAGGUCAAUUUACUGGUGGUACCGAACCAUCAGUCGAUCAGCCUUCAAUUGGACAGGCCCUAGCAGGAGUCGAUCAACCUUCUGUUGGUUACGAAGGCAAAGGUAGCGGACGAGUUGAGAGAGGUCAGCAACCUGCAGUGACCUAUAAGGAAACUGCCAACGGACGAGUUGACAGAGGUCAAUUUACUGGUGGUACCGAACCAUCAGUCGAUCAGCCUUCGAUUGGACAGGCCGAAGCCGGAGUUGAUCGGCCCUCGGUUGGAUAUGAAGGUACGGGUGUCGGAGCUGUUGCCAGAGAAAAUGUCAACGAUCAGCCUUCCAGCACCUUUCAGGAUAACAGUGCCGGACGUGUUAACAGAGGCAGCCUUGGUUCGAUUUUCGGAAACGGAGGCGCGGUCGUUCAGAGCAAUGUCGGGACUGGUACUGCUUCCGCAAAUCGUGCGUCUGUACUUCGGGGAUCAAACUUCGUCAACUCGGUACCCAGUGGCACGUUGGCAACUCAGGAACCUACUCGUGAUGAUUGUUAUGGUAACAUGCUUGAUGGGCGGUUCUGUACUUCUGAACAGCCAACUAUCUCUGAAGAACCCACAGUUGUUUUGGAGCCAACCCAGGAGAUUCCGGCUGGGGAGACUGGAUUCUUCAACUACACGGAUGACGAUGAGAUUUCCAAUGCCAAUGCCUUUGGAUCAGUUGGCCGCAACCCACAAUGUCUUAUUGAUAUGCAUAACGUUGAUGACAGUCCUUAUCCAAUUGAAAUGCCGAUCGAGAUUAUUGCAGCCAACAACGUCACAGUGACGUUUACAGUCUCCCAAACUUGGUUCACCUCGCCUGCCAACGCCACUCAGGCAUCUGAGAACAGUCCCAAAUUUAAAGCUGAUACUCUCGAGACGGUCUACAUUGCCCCUCCGGAUGGUGAAAACCGUGUUUGUGAUGUCAACACCAACGUCGCCUAUGGACCUGUUGAAACCUACACUGCCUUUUGCGAUCCUGAGACCCUGGUUGCUGCAGAAGUGGCACCAGCCAUACAUGUAUGGAGCAGGAGGAAGUAUUACCAGACCUCCAAAGGAAGCAAAGGGUUUUGCAGUGUCCAGAGGGAUCGUGCCGGAGAUUCCAGGGUGACAUCUGGCUUCGCGUCAUUGACUCGGCCACCCAAGGAGCAGCGCAAGGACUCAGUUUCGGGCGCGGCCAACCUGACGCGGCCUCCUAGAGCUGAGGAGUUGGCAGGACAAGGCAAAGUUGCUCGACCUUCUGCUGGGUUGACUGGAGAUGGUCGCCUGACCAAGUCUCCGCAGUUCCUACUGGUUCCCGGAUCAGAUCAGUUUGGCAGAGGCAAUAUAACACGUCCCGGGUCGCCUGCUGAAGAGUUUGGCAGAGGAAAUAUCACGCGAGCGCCGAAAUCUCCCACAGCAGAGAUGGUUGGGCAGGGAAAGAUCUCCCGAGUACCUGGAUCACCGUCCGCUGCACCUACCACGACGCUCAUUGGAGAAGGAGACAUCACUAGAUCGCCUGGUUCAAAGCCAACAUCAAUUUCGGGUGGAGGUAAACUGACUAGAGGAAAGGCCCCAACAUCGGUUUCGGGUGGAGGCAACUUGACGCGGGAAACACCCCCAACAUCGAUUUCUGGUGGAGGCAACUUGACCCGGGAAACAGCCCCAACAUCCAGUUCAGGUGGAGGCAACUUGACCCGCGAAACAGCCCCAACUUCCAUUUCAGGUGGAGGCAACUUGACCCGAGAAACAGCCCCGACGUCCAUUUCAGGUGGGGGCAACUUGACCCGCGAAGCAGCCCCGACGUCCACCUCGGGUGGGGGCAAUUUGACCCGCGAAACAGCCCCGACGUCCACCUCGGGUGGGGGCAAUUUGACUCGGGAAACCCCACCAACAUCGAUUUCUGGUGGGGGCAAACUAAGCAAGCCACCAAACUCUGGGAAGACACCGGCUCCAUCCUCCUUCGAAGGUGGUGCCAAUCUUACCAGACCACCCAAGCUAAACGAAACGACCCCAGCGCCGUCGUAUACUGCUGGUGGUGGUGGUUUGACCAAAUCUCCUACUUCAGUGACACGAGGAUACGAGACACCUGGUCCAACGGCUUUUGAGGGUGGUGCAAAUCUUACCAGGCCGCCCGAGCAAAACGAAACGACCGCAGCACCGUCUUAUACUGCCGGUGGCGGCGGUUUGACCAAAGCUCCUACUUCAGCGACACGAGGAUACGAGACACCAGGUCCGACCGCCUUUGAGGGCGGAGCUACGCUUACCAGGCCACCCGAACUUAACGAAACGACCACCGCACCAACUCACUUCACGGGAGGAAGCGACGUGAACAAACUCACUCCUACAUCAUCUUUUGGGUCCGAGACGCCUGCUCCUACAUCUACGGCAAACGAAGCCAAUCUCACUCGUCCGACUGGAACGGCAGUGCCGUCUGCUGGUACCAGUCCUCCCAGCCAAGGUACGGCGCAGCCCUCUGGACCAACCAUUGGAGAGACGCCGGUCCCUUCUGUAAAAGAGGCAGCCAUUGUGACUGUAAGUCCAACAGUAGGCGCUCCAAGCAUCCAAAAAACACCGGUUCCCUCCAGCGUGCAGACUCCUCCAAAUGAAGCCACUUCGGCGCCUACUCCAACAUUUGUGCAAGUGACACCAGCCCCAACUCCAAAGGAAACAGACGUGGCGCGAAAGCCUGUCCCGACUGCUGAAACGAUCAGUCCGUCAGCCAUACAAUCGAUACUGACUUCAACUCCUACUGGAACUGAAACCACAAGUCCUAGUACUGUUUUUGUUCCAGUGACCCCUGUUCCUACUACGAAAACAACAGUUGUUCCCGAAACUCCCACGUCCAAUCCAAGCGUAUUUGGAGAGAAAACUCCAGUGCCAUCAACCACUGAAACAGUUUUGACAGGAAUCCCCACUUCCACACCAAACCCUAGCACAGGUGUCACACCGCCUCCUGCAGGGAUAACCACUGUUUCUCCAAACACUGGUCUUCCAGUCCCACCCUCCUUCACAGAAAACACCCCGGUGCCAUCCAACAGGGAAACAGUUUUAACAGGAAUCCCCACUUCAACACCAAAUCCAAGUGCAGGAGUCACUCCUGUUCCCACCGAGGAAACAACAGUUCCUCCAAACACUGGACUUCCAGUGCCACCUGCCUUUCCAGAGAACACACCAUUCCCAACAAGUAAAGAAACUCUCUUGACAGGAGUGCCAUCAUCCACUCCCAACCCCAGUGUUGAUGUUACUCCUAUCCCCACAGAGAAAACGACUGGUCCACCAAAUAGUAUACCUCCAACAGGGCCACCACUUUUCCCAGAAAACACACCAGUUCCAACAAGCAAGGAAACAACGUUGACAGGAGUGCCAUCAUCCACGGCCAGCCCCAGUGUGGGAGUUACCCCGGUCCCCACUGGGAAAUCCACUGGUCCUCCAACCAGUGUGCCUCCAACAGUGCCACCUGGCCUUCCACAAAACACACCGGUUCCAACAAAUAAGGAAACAACGUUGACAGGAGCGCCAUCAUCCACUCCCAGCCCUAGUUCUGGAGUUACCCCGGUUCCUACCGUGAAAACAACUGGUCCACCCAACAGUUUACAACCAACAGGGCAACCUGGCCUUCCACAAAACACUCCAGUUCCAACAAGCAAGGAAACAACGUUGACAGGAGUGCCAUCAUCCACUCCAAGCCCUAGUGCCGGGGUUACUCCCGUCCCCACUGGGAAAACCACUGGUCCUCCAACCAGUGUGCCUCCAACUGGGCCACCUGGCCUGCCACAAAACACUCCAGUUCCAACAAGCAAGGAAACAACGUUGACAGGAGUGCCAUCAUCCACUCCAAGCCCAAGUGCGGGGGUUACUCCCGUCCCCACUGGGAAAACCACUGGUCCUCCAACCAGUGUGCCUCCAACUGGGCCACCUGGCCUGCCACAAAACACUCCAGUUCCAACAAGCAAGGAAACAACGUUGACAGGAGUGCCAUCAUCGACUCCAAGCCCUAGUGCGGGGGUUACUCCCGUCCCCACUGGGAAAACCACUGGUCCUCCAACCAGUGUGCCUCCAACUGGGCCACCUGGCCUGCCACAAAACACUCCAGUCCCAACAAAUAGGGAAACAACAUUGACAGGAGAGCCAUCAUCCACUCCCAGGCCUAGUUCUGGAGUUACUGCUCUCCCCACUGGGAAAACCACCGGCACUCCAACCAGUUUGCCUCCAACUGGGCCACCUGGCCUGCCACAAAACACUCCAGUCCCAACAAAUAAAGAAACAAGGUUGACAGGAGGGCCAUCAUCCACUCCCAGUCCUAGUUCUGGAGUUUCUGCUCUCCCCACUGGGAAAACCACUGGCACUCCAACCAGUUUGCCUCCAACUGGGCCACCUGGCCUGCCACAAAACACUCCAGUGCCAACAAAUAAUGCCCCAUCAUCCACUCCCAGCCCUACUGCAGAAGUCACCCCUUCCCCAAGUUCCAAGACUAUGGUUCCUUCCAGCGCUGGUAACCCAACUGUACUGCCUGGCCUGCCACAAAAUACACCUGUUCCAUCUGGUAAGGAACCAACCCAGACAGGAAUCCCUUCAUCCACACCUAGCCCUAGCGCUGGAGUCACUCCUGUCCCCACUGAGAGAACUACCGCACCUCCCAUUCCUGGGGCACCAACAGGCACGCCAGGGCUUCCAGAAACCACUCCAGUGCCCUCCAGCAAAGAAACAGAUGUUCCAACAGCAACAUUCAGCCCAAGUGCUGGGGUCACACCCGGUCCAAGUGUGCCGGAACCUACUGGUACCGAGAGUCCCACAUCUGGCAAAGAGACACCUCUCCCUUCUCAGGGUUUUCCACAGAACACACCGGUGCCAUCAAGUCUCCAACCUGGGCAGACACUAACCCCUACAUCUACUGUCAGCCCUAGUGGAGGAGUAACUCCGCUCCCAAGUGUGACGACUACAGGUCCUUCUAGCUCUGGAAACCCAACUGUAACCCCUGGCCUGCCACAAAACACACCAGUACCUUCAAGUAAGGAAACAACAGUGCCCACAGCUACACUCAGCCCAAGUGUUGGGGUAACACCAACUCCCAGCAAAACAGAGUCUCCCACAACUGGCAUUCCAUCCUUGGUGCAACCCUCUAAUACUUUGAGCCCAACCUCUGGCAAGGAGAAAACUAGCCCUUCUCUGGGAUUUCCACAGAAUACACCUGUGCCAUCUGGUACAGAACCGGUCCAGACAGGCAUUCCCACAUCCACUAACAGCCCUAGUGGGGGGGUAACUCCAGUCCCAAGUGUGAAGAAGACAGUGCCUCCAAACACUGGACUUCCAGUGCCACCUGCCUUGCCACAAAACACACCAGUGCCAUCAAGCAAGAACACAACAGUUCCCACAGCCACACUCAGCCCAAGUGUUGGGGUAACACCAACUCCCAGCAAAACGGAGACUCCCACAACUGGCAUUCCAUCCUUGGUGCAACCCUCUAUUACUUUGAGCCCAACCUCUGGCAAGGAGACAAUCAGCCCUUCUCUGGGAUUGCCACAGAAUACACCAGUGCCAUCUGGUACAGAACCAGUUCAGACAGUCAUCCCCACAUCCACUAACAGCCCUAGUGGGGGGGUAACUUCAGUCCCAAGUGUGAAGAAAACAGUGCCUCCAAACACUGGACUUCCAGUGCCACCUGCCUUGCCACAAAACACACCAGUACCAUCAAGUAAGGAAACCGGUGUGCCAUCUACUCUGGCACCUACAGUGGCUGGAACUGUUACUGAAUCAGGGGGAGGCAGCGAGACUCUCAGUCCAACUGGCUCUCCUGUUACUUCCACUCCAACAACAGGGAAUCCAACCCCAAGCUUCGGAAGCGAUACACCUGCUCCAACAAUCAAGAAGACACCAACCACAAGUGAGCCUACAUCAGCCACUACCACAAUCCCCACCAUACAACAAAGCACAAAUGAACCAUCAAUGAAUCCCACGUUCAGUUUUGGUCGUAAUACACCUGUACCAACAAAACAAAAGACAGAGUCACCUACCAUUUCGAUUACAGAGUUUCCAUCCUUGUCCCCAACCCCCAACCCAACUACAGCCGAGACCGUAACUGACACAGGAAGUGGCAGUGAAACUCUGAGUCCUACUGAAGCACCCGUCACAGCAGCUCCAACAACUACAACAGUUACAGUCCCGCCAACUGAAACAACAGCAACAGGUAGUCCUUCAGCAUUUUCCUCCACUGGCAGCCCAACUGGCAACAAUCUUAGACUCACUGGAAGUCCCACAGGAACCACAACAACACCCCCAACUACUCCCUCGCCAACAACAAGUGAGAGUAGCACACCAACUGGAGCUACAGUUACAGCUGCACCCACUGGAACAAAGGCAACAGGAAUCCCUUCAGGAGCUCCCUCCACCGGAAGCCCUACAGGUACAUUUCGCACCUUCACUAGCAGCCCUACGGGGACAACAACAUUGUCUCCAGUUACACCUUCUCCGACACCCGGUGAAAGCAGCACACCAACUGGAACAACAGCUACUGUUGCACCCACUGAAACAACAGCAACAAGCAGUCCUUCAGCAGUUUCGUCCACUGGGAGCCCAACAGGCACUAUUCCUUCUCUCACAGGAAGUCCCACUGGCAUCAUGACAGUACCUCCAACAACUCCCUCACCAACCUCAGUAACUGGAUCACCAACUGGAUCUUCAGUCACAGGGAGCCCAACAGGAGUCCCUGUAACAUCAAGUCCAACUGGAAUCACUACUGCAACACCAACACCAGCUACCACAACUGGUAGCCCAACAGGCGAACCUGUCACCAGUUCACCCACAACAACAACCACUGGUCCAACUUCUGUUGAGAUCUGUUACCCAGAGGUUGUUCUUGAGGAAGAGAACUUUGAAAGCUUUGAUUCGGUUGAAUCUUGGAAUGGUGGCAGUCUCUUUGAUAGCGAUACUUCCACUCAGUUCUUGGGACUUCUGAACAAGGAGAAUCCACAGAUCUCCAACACUUAUGAGAUCCCACUAUCCUCCGGAUCAGAACAAGAGGGCGCAAAGGAGGUGCGAGUAGAGUUCACCCUGUACCAGCUUGAUUCGACAGAUUCAUCCACCAAGUUCUAUGCUGUCAUCAAUGAUGAACAGAUUGACUUGGGAAACAUGAAUCCCACUGCUGGGGGAGAGCCCCAGUCUGGAACCACUGACAGUGGCAUUCAAUGGACUCGAGUUACCCCCGAAGAGUCUCUCAGUGUGAAUGACGGGCCCACUGAUGACAAGAAGCACACAAUUGUGCUGUCCAUUCCAUCUGAUUUGAUUGAGGAUGAUUCUCCAACAUCACUGUCACUGGGAUUCCAGGUUGAUUCACCCAAUCCCAGUUCAGAGGAAAGCUAUGGAAUUGAUGAUCUGAAGAUCACAUCCUUUUACACUUGUGCAAAGACACAAUCUCCAUCAAUUGUGUCAACUGGCAGUCCAACAGUUGUAUCCGUGACAGGUACACCCACCCGAACGCCAUCGACAGGAAACCCUACUGGAACCGUAACUGAAUCACCCACUGGAGCAACAACAACAACAAGACCUACUGGUGUGUUGUCUACUGGGAACCCCACCAGAAUUAUCCCCUCAGUCACUGGAAGUCCCACUGGAACCACAACUGCAUCUCCAACAACUCCACCACCAACAACCGGAGAAACUGUCCCACCAACUGGAUCCACAACUGCACCACCUACAAUAUCCACAGAAACCCCUACGGGACUAGGAUCCACUGGCAGGCCAACCGGCACCAUCCCAAUCUUAACUACAAGUCCUACUGGAACCACAACGGCAUCUCCAACAACUCCAACACCAACACCGAAGAAACUGUCCCACCAACUGGAUCCACAACUGCACCUCCUACAAUCACCACAGAAAGCCCUACAGGACCAGCAUCCACUGGCAGGCCAACCGGCACCAUCCCAAUCUUAA